ACUGCAAGAAAUGGUGCCGCACAGAAGCUGAACGCUUUGCAGAGCACGCCGCCCGAAAACAUUUGGAGGAGGGCCUCGCUGCGCAAACGGCCCGACAGUUGGAGAUCUUAUUCCAGGAUUUGCAGAUGCUGAAGGAUCGAUUUGACGAAGAGCCAGAUGAUGUGGAUGUGGUCCAGCAGAGCAUUCUCCGUGCCACGCAAGCCUUUGAGGCGAGCCAAGCACUUCGCCCUGCAUUUGUUCAGAAGAUUCUAGAACGAUGCUCGCAAGCCACUCUAUUUGAAGGCUCGAGGCGGAGAUUGUCGUUCAGACCGAGUCUGAAUCAAAAAACCCUCCUUGAUGUUGACUUCAAUGCCACGCUUGUUGGAUUACAACAGCGAAGAACAAAGCUCAGUCCUUCCAUCGAGCAGAAGGGAGGUUUCUUUGAGACUUGCCGGAAAGAGGACGUGGGGCAGAUGAGGAAAGAAGAAGUUUUGCUUGGAACUUCUCAAGGCUUUUGCAAACGUGGGAUGGGCACUGCUGUGUGGGCGCGCAACGGAUCAGACAAGGGCGGCUUCUGCUGUCCGUGGAAGGAGCCCUGGUGUGGUGGUUGCGCCAUGCCCAAUCAGCAUGGAGAUGGCUGCGGCAGGUGUCGUGGCGGUUGGGUCCUCGAGAACGGACGCUGCACUGCCUGCAUGGACAUUCCAUGGCGUGAUCCAGACGGCAGAAACUGCUUCGCGCUUACUCGGGAAGAAUGCAGUUCCAAACGUUUCCACGGUACCUCUUCUGCCACGGCCUGUUGCGCUUGUGGUGGCGGGAUGAGGGAAGCCACACCCUUCCGCUACUAUACAGAGCCGAUGCUGCUGGGCCAAAGAGAUGUCGUCGGACAUCCACUGCCACGAACGGCCGAGCGCUAUUCAAUGGAUUCCAGCUGCGCGUUGCUGGAUCUCAACUUGACUGUAGAUGGCCACACAGGCGCAUUGAAGCUGGUGCCCGGGCGCUCCACAGUUGGAUGUGGACAAAGAUGGAGUGAAAGUUCCCACGUUUCAUGCGCCAUCACUGCACAUGAAGGGGGCAUGAACUUCACUACGCAGCUGGUCGUGGAGGUGUCCAAUUUCCUGGCUUGGGAAAGUUCAAUGCUCAUUGUGCCAGCAGAUCGUAGCCAGACAUUCCCUGCCCAACAUUCAAGCAGGAUCGUUGAAUCCUUGGCUGUGGCUUGUUUGCCACAACAAGGCAAAUGGCUGGAAUUGAAUGGAAAUGGCACCAUGCUUGUGAAGCCAAAUACCACAAAUGCCUCACAAAUCCCUGGGCUUACAGCAUUGAAUGUCCCAGGCUUGGAAAAGGCAAGCGGAAGUCUUUGCCGCGUCAGUGAUGCAACGAAUGAGUCCCGAGAGGCCUUUGUCGUGGUGGUCACCCCGCAGAUUUGGAGUUCCAUUUGCUAUCCUCGUCAAAGUCUUGCUGUGGCCCUCAACAUUUCCUUGAACCCCAUGCAGCCCAUGGAUGGUGGCCUGCCAGGAGGACAUGUGCCACCAUCUCGUUACUCAGCUUCAUGUCAGGCAGAUCAGAAGGAGUUCGAAGUGAUUUUCGAUGAGUUGAGUGGCGAGGCAUCUGCCUCAGGCUUCAGCGUUUUCCAUUUAGAUCCCCAGUCUGGCGCAUUGCAUGUGUCACCUGAAGCCAGCCUGUCACACCUUUUCGACCUAUUGCAGACCAACAAGCAAAGAGCAAGCGUGAAAUUAUCUUGUAUCAUCUUGGGUCACUUUGAAUGGCAGGUUGGCAUUCCUGUGCCUCCCAUCCGUGGAGAUAUCGACAUUUUCAUAGAAGAUUCUACUUGUUGGGCUCCGGCGCUUGAGAGUGUGCACGGAUGGAUUAUGCAAGAACAGCAUGACCUUUCAGAAGCAAAGUGCCGUGCUGAUUGCCGUGCAGACGGACACUGCGGAGUCUACAAAUGGGUGGAAAACAAUUUCAGCACUCCCAAAUGCUACUUUUUGAUUCCUUGCGGCCCUCAUUCUCCAGAUUGCCACUGGUUGCCAUCCGCCACCGAGAAAAUUUCCACUUGCGGCUUGGGAAAGACUUGUUUGAGUUUGACGGCUAGACAACCUGUUUGGCUAUAUCAGGGGCAGUUCUGCCCUUCAGCACUUGCUGUAGAGCCUGAAACCGACAAGCUCAGUUGGAUAUACAUCAAAAAGGAGGUCGUGGUGACUGCGCAAGAUUUGUUCUAUAUGCAAGGUGCUGCGACGGAUCCAGAGGCUAAGUGUGCUGCUCAAGGGCUGCUUCUGACCAGGAGCAAUGCGACCUGGGAUUUUCAAGAUUCGGCAAGCUACAUGGAACUCUUUGGUGAGCAUGUUGCUUGUUUGGAAGGUCGCGAUGGCAGUUCUCCCAUACUAGUGGCCUUUGCUGAAGGUAAGGCGGAGUUGAAGGUGAGCCAUGCAAAGUCGCACAUUGGUGAAGAUUUGAUGUUGACUUUGCAGCACGACUUGUGCUCCACCCUGGGGCUUGGAAUGAAUGAAACGAAUGCAGAUUCACAGCCAGAUGCCUUUCUCAUCGACGACCCUACCACUGCAACUCCUAAUGACUUCUCGCUCCAUCCUUGCGAUUGCUUCCCAAUGUCAUGGGGGAACCAUGCCCCCGUCAUCUCCGAUAGUUUUUUGUCGGUGCCAGCUGGAAGCAACAAUGUGUUCAGGCCGAAAGUCAUUGAAAUUGCUCAGGGCUCUUACAUGUGUGAGCAAGCAAGCUUGAUUGUGUCACAGUACGAGCCAAGUGACAUGCAGCAAUGUCGAGACGAGUGCUUACUCAGUUUCGGGUGCAAGUUCGUGUGGUUUGGAACCGCGGCAUCUCUUCAGCAAUGCCGGCUAUACAAGGAUUGCCACAGCCUCCUGAUGGUCGAGAGUGCUUCUGGUAUGUUGGCUUCUGUGCCGAAGGAAGACGAAGAAGUUUGCCGGAUAGCUGAUGGUGCCAAGUGCUGGGCUGUCAGCAAACGGCGCGCCUUCUUGAAUGCAAGCACAGGAGCAUACGGAGCCUCCAAGCCAUGUCGUCAUCAAUCUUUGGUAGAACAAUGCGACUCGAAGCUUCUACUUGGAGGGCUUGGGAUCGAACGAUGCUUUGGCUGUGUGUAUUCUCUUGUUGAGAAGGAAGAAGCUUGGCAGCAGAAGCGCAGAUUGCCGCAGGAGUUCCGGACUGGCACACGGCUCACUUUUUCUUGCUGGGAGGAACGAUAUGCCGCAGUGACGCCAGAAGGAGUUCUUGGCGCAAGGAAUGCGACAUACACAAUCUCUUGUACUGGUGGGCAGUGGUGGGGUCCAGACAUGGAGUUCGGACUGAGUGGCUUUGCUUGCGGGCAAUGUGCGCAAAUCAUUCACCCCAACUAUGCGGCGUACCAAGAGCAACAGCAUCAAGCAUCUUGGAUGUGCACAUUUUGGGGGGGGGUGAAAGGAGCUAUAAGACCUCCAGGCUAUUGUUCCGACGGCUGA
Messenger RNA from Durusdinium trenchii, 3443 nucleotides. NCBI's taxonomy places the organism in Eukaryota, Dinophyceae, Suessiales, Symbiodiniaceae. The record is from the annotation of a GenBank genome assembly.